Messenger RNA from Insectozyma verbasci, 364 nucleotides. NCBI's taxonomy places the organism in Eukaryota, Fungi, Ascomycota, Pichiomycetes, Serinales, Debaryomycetaceae. The record is from the annotation of a GenBank genome assembly.
AUGUCAGAUUUGAUAUUCUUCAAAUCAAGUAUGUACUGCUACUAUAUAAAAGAGAGUAAGUAAGAGAGAGAGAUUGAGUACUAACUAUUGACUAGAACGUGUUGCUGUUAUUACUUCCGACGCUAGAUUUUUUGAAGGAAUUUUAGAAGGUUAUGAUAAACAAACUAAUAUAAUACUAUGUAAAUGUAAUGAAAUAAUUAUAGAACAAAAUGAUAAUGAGGAUAAUCAAGUCAUUGAAUCUGGUGUUUAUAUUAUACGAGGUAAUGAAAUUGUGUGUAUUGGAGAAAUAGAUGUUGAUAAAGAAAUAGAUUGGUUGAAAAUUAAAGGUUGGCCUUUGAAAGGUACUAAAAAUCCAUUAAAAUAA